ACACCACAGACUUUUUCGAGGUAUGUAUACAUAUAUGCCUUCAAGUUAUAUAUUCGAGUGUCCUUCAUGAUAGGCAGAGAGAGAAUCGACAUCUACUCAACUUGCGAUGCGACCAAAGCAAUUGAAAGAUGUCGACACUACUCUUCUCCUUUUCGACGAGCUGAAGAACCCUCUUGUCAAUCAUGAGGGCACUCUCCAUGCUCAGAGCCCAUGAAGGCUAACAACAGCUUCCGCAGAUACCUCAUUUCCAAGUCCACGAUUUGAGAAUCUCAAUCCGCCAAAAUGGUUAGAACUUCAGUCCUCAACGAUGCGCUCAACGCCAUCAACAACGCCGAGAAGUCUGGAAAGCGCCAAGUUCUCAUCCGACCCAGCUCCAAGGUCAUCGUCAAGUUCCUCUCUGUCAUGCAGAAGCACGGUUACAUUGGCGAGUUCGAGGAGGUCGAUGACCACCGCUCUGGCAAGAUUGUCAUCCAGUUGAACGGCCGUCUUAACAAGACUGGUGUCAUCUCUCCCCGCUACAACGUCCGUCUCACCGAUCUCGAGGAGUGGGUUGUCAAGCUCCUGCCAUCCCGUCAAUUCGGUUACAUUGUGCUCACCACCUCGGCCGGUAUCAUGGACCACGAGGAGGCCAGACGCAAGCACGUUGCAGGAAAGAUCAUUGGUUUCUUCUACUAGACGGCAUAUAAAGGGGGCGUUUGGAGUAUCAUGAGCAUGUACCUAUCUAGUGCCGAGCCUGGAGUAAUAUCCAGCGCCUCGAGCAGAUGAUACCCU
This is a messenger RNA of Amorphotheca resinae ATCC 22711, 771 nucleotides long. RefSeq lists its product as hypothetical. Gene Ontology annotation, cellular component: ribosome; cytosolic small ribosomal subunit. NCBI's taxonomy places the organism in Eukaryota, Fungi, Ascomycota, Leotiomycetes, Helotiales, Amorphothecaceae. The transcript has 3 exons. The record is from RefSeq and is a predicted model, not a curated record. Gene Ontology annotation, biological process: translation. Bases 283 to 675 code for a protein of 130 amino acids. Gene Ontology annotation, molecular function: structural constituent of ribosome.